UCAAAGUUGCCCAUUUGUAAGCCCGAAAGCAAACGUUCCAUCCAAUGAGCGUGAAUAUGGGGGACCAAGAGAUUGAACAGAACACACAAACAGAGGUUCCGGUGGGGGCCAUUCAGACAGUAGAUCCUGAGAUUCUUACUAAACUCCCUAUCGGGACUCGGGUUCUGGGCAUCACAGCUCAUGGCGUUAGUUUAUGGACUCGCACGGCUCGUAUAGAUGUUGAACGAGAUGGGCGGCGGAAGGCGUAUUUCUUGAAGACCUCAUCCGGCGAUCUCGGUAGAGAAAUGACAUCAAGCGAAUUCCAAUGCAUGACUAAACUCCGCGCCGUAAUGCCGGAUCUUGUACCGGAGCCUAUCGCAUGGGGAUCCUACGCCGCAAUCCCGAAUGUACAUUUUCUGCUAUGUGAGUUCCGUCGUAUGUCGGGCAAUGUUCCGCCUCCGGAGAUACUCGCCAAGAAGAUUGUGGAGUUGCAUCGUACCAGUGAUCACGAUGGGGAUAAGAAGGAGAGGUUUGGAUCGAACGUCCCGACAUUCCAUGGGAACGCGCGCGUUGAGCAUGGCUGGUCUGAUACGUGGGAGGAGUAUUUCGCGAGGACUACACGGGUGCUAUUUGAUUUGGAGCAGGAUGCACAGGGACCCAACGACGAGAUUGAGCAAAUGAUUGCUCCCUUUUUCGAAAAGGUAAUACCACGACUUCUAAGGCCAUUAGAGACCGGUGGCAGGUCUAUCCAGCCCUCUCUCAUCCAUGGAGAUCUUUGGCACGGCAAUGCAGAGACAGAUGCGGAAACCGGUCUUCCGAUUAUUUUUGACGCGGCAUCUUACUACGCGCAUAAUGAGUACGAGCUUGGUGUUUGGCGACAGCCAUGGAAUAAUAUCGGUACAGCCUACCGAGAAGAAUACCACAAGCAUUUUCCCAAGUCGCCUCCUGAAGAAGACUGCGAUGAUCGGAAUGCAUUAUAUGCAGUCCGAGUCAAUAUUCUUGACUCCAUAUUAUACAAGGACGACCCGGGUUAUCGACGGAUGCUGAUAUCCGGUAUGCGAGAACUUAUUGAUAAGUUUCCGGGCGGUUUCGAGGAAUGGGAAACUUCAUAGCGCGAUGGCGGUGCCUAGUAUAUAGGCAUCCUUGAAACGUGGUUCGUUCGGCCCUGUUUGUUCUUAUACUGUAUCGUCUUAAGCACGCUAGAGACACCAAGCCCGUUUAGAGAAUCGUUUAUAUGGUUUCUCGAUGCUCUUAUACUAUUCGAUGCGUCAUGUAUUAUACCUGUGGGCUAUAUUCCGGAAGUAGUAAGUAGUAAUCAUUAGAUGACCUCUGAUUGGCUAUUUAUUCUAAUAAUAAAUGUCACCAUUGUAACAUCUCAUAUUCGACCUACUGGAUCUAUAUCUCCAAUGUGCCCGUAUACUGCAUCAGUCUCAUGACAAAAUCGUAAGCAUGAUACCCAAUAAGAAGCAUGAGCCUCCUACCGGCCAUCUCGGAAUGGAGCUUCGAAUCUAAUUGGUGACCGUCGGUUCGUCCGCUUUACCUAGAACUCGACCGCUUAGUCCCUGCAUGCAGAAACAACUCCACAUUCCCCUCGUCUUAGUUACGCAUUUCGGCCCCGACCCUCGGCUUAAGAGAAAAAGAAGAAAAAAAUACGAAAAAUAGAAAAAAACUUGAAACCUAGUCGCACUUAGGUCAUGUACCGAGCU
Hypoxylon trugodes is the source of this 1685-nucleotide messenger RNA. RefSeq names its product Fructosamine kinase-domain-containing protein. The record is from RefSeq and is a predicted model, not a curated record. Bases 45 to 1091 code for a protein of 348 amino acids. The transcript has 7 exons. NCBI's taxonomy places the organism in Eukaryota, Fungi, Ascomycota, Sordariomycetes, Xylariales, Hypoxylaceae.